This is a messenger RNA of Trifolium pratense (red clover), 732 nucleotides long. RefSeq names its product ubiquitin-related modifier 1 homolog 2-like. Gene Ontology annotation, molecular function: protein tag activity. Gene Ontology annotation, biological process: protein urmylation; tRNA thio-modification. Gene Ontology annotation, cellular component: cytoplasm; nucleus. NCBI's taxonomy places the organism in Eukaryota, Viridiplantae, Streptophyta, Magnoliopsida, Fabales, Fabaceae. The transcript has 4 exons. The record is from RefSeq and is a predicted model, not a curated record. Bases 165 to 470 code for a protein of 101 amino acids.
CCAAAAAACGACAUCGUUUUCUCUAAAGUUUUUGAAAGAAAGAGCCCUAGUUCACUGUGAUUGAAGAAGAAUCUUCUCUCAUCACCGACGCACCCAAUCGGAUUCUCUGCUGCAUCCGCCGUUGCUCGAGUUUUGGGGUUUCUCAGUAAAUAUUAUCAUUGAAGAUGCAGCUUACACUUGAAUUUGGAGGAGGUUUGGAGCUUCUUUGUGACUCCAAGAAGAUUCACAAUGUCAACGUUGAAUUUGAACAACCAAAUGGAGAAGACAAGUUAACCAUGAAAGGAUUGCUUUCUUGGGUGCGAACCAACUUGAUUAAGGAGAGGCCCGAAAUGUUCAUGAAAGGAGAUACUGUGAGACCGGGAGUUCUUGUCCUUGUGAAUGAUUGUGAUUGGGAGCUAAGCGGUCAGCUGAAUACAUCACUAGAAGAGAAAGACGUGGUUGUCUUUAUAUCUACCUUGCACGGUGGUUAGCGUUAUGUGAUCUAAUAUCGGAUGAAGUAAUUAGUGUUAUAGUAUAAUAAUAAACCCAACUGUUGAAGUCAUUGUGAACCUUGCUAAUUAAAAUUUGGCAAUCAAUUUGCUGAAUCAACUUACAUGGUCUAGUAUGCUGCUAUAUGCACUGAACAAUUUGUACUUUCACUGCUAUGAAAUUAAAUUUUGCUUACAAUACUUUACUGAUAUCACAUAUGUAGCUAUCCCCUUGUAUAUUACUGUAAGGGCUUAUCCACUUGUU